UAUUGAUGUUUUAGAAUUUCUCACCGGGAGCGGUUGGCUAUAGAAAGGUACGUGGGUCACUUAGGUGACGGUUUAUUUAGUAUCGUAAGAGCGCGCGGAUGAUGAACAGUGAAGGUGUGGCUGUAACAGUUUUGUUGUGAUAAUGGGUAGUAAAAAGGAACAAGAAGCUAUGAUAAACAAUGACUACCCGGUCGGAAAGGAACCCUGGUCCUAUCAAGCAAAAAGAUUCAUCUACAACAGAGAUAAUGGUGCUUUUAUGGGAAGAACUGCUUCAAGUUGGGCAAAAAUAUUGCUUUUCUACAUAAUAUUUUAUGCAGUUCUGGCUGCACUCUUUGGUCUGCUCAUGUUGAUUCUCUAUUACACGCUGGAUCCCAGGAUACCCAAAUACAGGCUGGAAGAGUCACUUAUUGGAACCAGUCCUGGAAUGGGGUUCAGACCAAUGCCAAAUGACUCCAACAGUUUGAGCACUCUCAUUUGGUAUAGAGGGACAGGGAAGGAUGAUUACAAGUAUUGGGUCGAUACUUUACAAAACUUUCUUGAAGACUAUAGAAAACCAGGUUCAACUCCAGGUCGUGGUGCGAACAUUCAGCAUUGUGAUUUUGAUAUUCCAGUACCACCUGGCAAAGUUUGUGGAGUUGAUGUUAAGUCUUGGUAUCCCUGUACCUUUGAAAAUUUUUAUAAUUACCAUUAUCAGGCUCCCUGUAUUUUUAUAAAGUUGAAUCGAGUUUAUGGAUGGAAACCUGAAUACUAUGAUGAUGUCGAGUCUUUACCUGAAGAAAUGCCAACUACAUUGAAGGAGUUUAUCAGAGGAGAGGGCAAUAGGUCCUCAAAUUAUCUUAAAACUGUAUGGGUGAGUUGUGAAGGUGAAAGCCCAGCUGAUGUUGAAAAUCUAGGCCCUGUACAUUAUGUCCCUAGGCAAGGAUUUCCUGGAUUUUAUUUUCCAUAUGAAAACUCUGAAGGUUAUCUUAGCCCACUUGUUGCUGUUCACCUCCAAAGACCUAAGACUGGGAUACUGAUCAACAUUGAAUGCAGAGCCUGGGCAAAGAACAUAGUUCACAAUCGUAAAGAAAGGCGAGGAAGUGUCCAUUUUGAGCUGAUGAUUGAUUAAGUCGCAUCAGGAAUGGUCUGAUAAAAGAAAAAAUGAAUGAAUGAUCUGAUUUGAACAGAAAAAAAUGAAUGAAUAAUCUUUAAGAUACCAAAUUUUAUAGAGUUAGAUUUAUUUUUUUGUGUGUGUAAAAGUGAAAGAAAUUAAUAUUAUUGUUAUUCUUUUUCAAAUCAUGACAUAUAUUGAAUCUCAAUGAGUGUGUUGAUAUUAAUUGUACUUUCAUAUUAUAAAAUAUAUUUCAAUAUAUGUACUUAUUUUUCAAACAUUUGCGUCCUUAGAUAAUAUUUGAAAUAUUUAUCUGCUACUUUAUGAAGUUUAAUUUAUACUUUUUUUUUAUAUUAGAAUUUUCCUUAAUAUUAUUUAUUAAAGAAUAAUUUAAAAACAAUAUUAAGAAAAAUCAAAUAAAUAAUAUAAUAUAUAUAUUUAGAUCUAUAAUUUAAAGUUCUUUUUUUUUUGUUUUUUAAGGGCUCAUCCUUAUAUAUUUAAUUGGAAAAUACCUAUUUUUGUUCUAUUGUUAGUUUAUUUUUUAUAUAAUUUUAAUUUAAAUUAUUUAGCUUAUAAUUAUUUUUAAUAUAUUCUUUGCUUGGACAUACCAUUCCCAAACAUUGUUAGCUUUAAGAUAAUUUUUCACAAUUUUUUUAUAAUUUUAUUUUUCUUAUUUCACCAUGUUAAGUUCUUUUAUUUUUAUAUUUGAUAUGCAAGUAGGAAUUAUAAUUCUGAUUUAUGUACAAACUUAUAUUUUUAAUAUUUAGAUCUUAUAAAAUUGUGUUCAGUUUGUUGUUGAAUAAAAUAUUUCUCAUCGAUAAUUUUACCAACUCAUUUAUUUAAAUUUUUUUUCACUGUAAUUUAAAAUAAAAUUACUUAAUCAAUAGAAUUUUAAAAAAAAUUAGUUUAUAAUUUAAAAAAAGUAGUAUAUUUAGAAAAACUGCUUUAAUUGCCGAUGUUCCCGCUGCACCCUUCAUGUGAAACAAUUUCAUCAAGUUUGUACCAUGCAAGCCACACUGCAUUUGUAAUCACAUAUAAUUUCAAAAGAAUCAAAGUCUAUUCAUUCUUUUUGCUUCAGAGCUAUUAUUUUCGAAUAUUGAUUCUUACAAAGUGAAUAACAUCCAAGUUAUCACUUUUAAUAAAACUAUGGACUGUAAUUGUUUUUCAUGCAAACUGGAUAACUCAAAAUAGUGGACGGAUUAUAUUUUGUACUAACGUUUGUUAUCAAAGUGCUGAAGUAUAAUAAUGUGCAGAAGUCUGCAUUAUGACUAUCUUUGACUACAGUUCUAUGAAUUGUUGAUACUAAAGCUUUUGGACAUUAUAUUUUGAAUGAGAUAAUUGGGAUAGAAUAUGUUAGCUUGAUAUGCUAUUCCCUUCAAAAUUUAAACUGUGUGCUUAGAAGAUUGGUAAAAACAUAAGCAGCAGAGCUCCAUCACUGAAGUUCUAUUUUUAUUUUUAAAAAGGAUUAAAUUGUUUCAUUGAUCUUUAGUAGAAAAAUAAAUGGUUUGAAAAUUAUCAUCCAAUCACCAGAGUUAUGAUAUAAAAAAGAAUAUUAAAAAUUAAAUAAUAAUUUAUUACUAUAUUACAUUGCAUUAAAAGUGAACUAAUACAAGAAGUAUCUGAAGCCUUUGAAGUUCAAACGGGUUUGAGGCAUGGAGAUGGAUUCUCGCCGAUGCUGUUCAACUAAGCCUAGAGAAAGUAAUAAGAACAACAUCAUGCAAAGAUGGAGGGGUGCACAUCGGAAUAAAAUACAAAAUCUCGUAGCAUAUGCGGAUGAUAUAGCUGUCCUCGGAAGUAAUCAAGAAGAUAUUGAGAGACUCGCUCAGACUCUGUUAAAAGAAGCAAAACAAAUUGGACUGUAAGUCAAUGUAGAUAAAACAAAAUACAUGAUAGUUAGCCGAAACAUCUACCCUAAUAACAUGAUCUGCGUGGACUCUAAGUCAUUCCCGAAAGUAGACAGAUUCAAAUACCUCGGCUUCACAAUAACCUCAAUAAAUGAUCAACUAACAGAGGUAGACCAGUGAAUAACAAGUGCGGACAAAUCGUUCUUCUCUUUUUCAAGGGUACUGAAAUCCAGAAAAAUCUCCAGAAAUCUAAAAGUAAGGGUGUACAGUGCCAGUUCUGCUGUACGGUUGUGAAACCUGGACUCUAACCGUCAUAUUAGAAGCCAGAAUGAAGAGAUUCAAAAGAAAAGUUCUUCAUAAGAUAACAGGAGCUAUAUGGGACCAGAACCUUGACAUAUGGAAGAGAUGGAACAAUAAAGAACUGCUGAAAGAAACGGGUCAGUAAAUAUCUCGUGAAAUGAAGGCAAGGAGGUUAAGAUGGACAGGGCAUGUAGCUUGUAGCAAUCCAUCAGGACACCUUUACACAACAAUGAAUGUCAGAGUAGUAGGCAAGAAACCAAUUGGGAGGCCAAAAACCAGAUGGAUUGAUAAGAUAAACAAAGAUACGGCUGAGCUUCAUGGCACAAUCUGGAAAGGAGAAGGCUGGUUCAGGCGGCUAAAGAUCUACAAGGUCUGUAGAGCCAACCGAAAAAAAAAAAAAAAGAAUUAUAAUAUAUGAAAUAAAAAUUUUCUAACUUUACAAGAACAUAGUUAUAAUUAAAAUUAUAGGUGCUCAUGAUAUUUUCCAACUACUCAUUUAAUGCUCACAUAAUUUUUUUUGUUAGCAUUAAGAAUUUAUAUUCUUCUUUUAUAAAAUAGUGAAGAAUAUAAAAUACAUACAUACUGAACAUCUAAUUUUUAUUUUAAUAGUAAAAUUGUUCAAACUAAAUAUUUUAUUAUGUAAAUAGGAUACUUUGAUAUAAUUAAUCCUAUGCUAGCAGGCACUUGUUUAAUUUUAGUUUGUGUAUUUUAAGAAAACUGUCUACAUGCAUGUGAAAGUAAACAUCAUUCGGAGAAUGGUGGCCCAUGUAGCCAGCAAUCAUUAUUUCUUUGUGCAGCACAGAGGAUACAAUAAAAUUCCAAAAUUGAAUAUUUGUUUUAUGAACCUUUUUAGUGGUUUCUGGUCCUUGAUUAGUUAAAGGAUAAAGUUUUUCAUUAUUGAACAGAAGAUUGGUUGGGGUGUUCAGUCAAAAAAAUGUAAAAAUAAAUAAAUUAUAUUUAUUUUUAUUUUUGCCGACAUUUCAGCCAGCAGUUCAGGCUGUCAUCAGGACUAAGAAAAAAAAAACAGAUAACAAUAGGUAUGAG
Messenger RNA from Nezara viridula (southern green stink bug), 4278 nucleotides. Lineage: Eukaryota; Metazoa; Arthropoda; Insecta; Hemiptera; Pentatomidae. The record is from the annotation of a GenBank genome assembly.